Messenger RNA from Eupeodes corollae, 3013 nucleotides. It is a transcript of the gene Muc91C, whose product is annotated as pro-resilin. The transcript has 3 exons. Gene Ontology annotation, molecular function: transcription coactivator activity. Lineage: Eukaryota; Metazoa; Arthropoda; Insecta; Diptera; Syrphidae. The record is from RefSeq and is a predicted model, not a curated record. Gene Ontology annotation, biological process: positive regulation of transcription by RNA polymerase II. The coding region runs from base 188 to 2482 and encodes 764 amino acids. Gene Ontology annotation, cellular component: RNA polymerase II transcription regulator complex.
UUUGCAUUUAACUCUAUCGGAAUAAAAACCAACCUUUAAGCCUUGUUUCUUAUUAAGUUUUCUUAUAUCCUUUUUAUUCCUUUCUUCAAAUCGAAUUGAAUCGAAUCGAAACGAAACGCUUAAACGGAGCUUGAAUAUAACAUUUAUUUCUGGUUUUAAUUCUGUGAGAAACUAGUUCAGUUAUACGAUGAGGAUGAUAAGGUUGACGGCGGCGGCGGUACUUUGUAUCACAGUCUGCAGCAUGAGGAUGGUGCUGUGUGAGCCUCCAGCGGCAUCGAACGGCUAUCUGCCUCCGACUUCUGGACAAAGGCCAUCGACGAGGUAUAAUGCUCCAUCUAAUUCUUAUCUUCCACCUCCCUCUGGGCCAGCGUCACCAUCACAAAGUUACGGUGCACCUUCGAGGCCGUCGGGCAGCUAUGGUGCCCCACCUUCACAACCUUCGUCCAGCUAUGGUGCCCCACCAUCUAGACCGUCCAGCAGUUAUGGUGCUCCACCAUCUGGACCUUCUUCAAGUUUUGGCGCUCCAUCCAAGCCCUCGGGUAGCUAUGGUGCACCCAGUGUAAGCCGUCCAUCAUCAAGUUAUGGUGCCCCACCAGCUUCUCCGCCAUCUUCGAGCUACGGAGCACCCAGUCGUCCAUCUCCCAGCUUUGGAGCACCACCUUCGUCCAGUUAUGGCCCACCGAAAAAGCCAUCUUCCAGUUAUGGGCCACCAGCUUCACCCCCAGCCUCCAGCUAUGGUCCACCAAAACGACCCAGCUCAAGCUAUGGACCACCAAAACGCCCAUCAUCCAUGUACGGAGCACCACCAUCAACACCCUCAGGAAACUACGGUCCACCCAAAGUAUCACCACCAGCAACAAGCUAUGGAGUUCCAUCAGCCCCAUCUCCCAGCUAUGGAGCACCUUCGAAGCCUUCAUCGAGUUAUGGAGCUCCAUCUCGUCCAUCUUCGAGCUAUGGUGCCCCAUCUGCACCAAGACCAUCGUCUUCUUACGGAGCGCCUGCUGCCCCAUCACGUCCAUCUGGUUUAUAUGGUGCCCCAUCGGCUCCAGCACCUUCUUCAAGCUAUGGUGCUCCUUCUGCCCCUUCUCCAUCGUCUAGUUAUGGUGCUCCAUCUGCACCUUCAGGGAGCUAUGGUGCUCCUUCUGCUCCAUCUUCCACCUACAACGCUCCAGUUGGUCCAAGUUAUAGUUCUGCUCCAUCCUCCAGUUAUGGGGCACCUUCUCCUGGCGGCGGCGGCGGCGGUGGUGGAUAUGCUUCUUCAGGUAGUGGAUCAGGCGGAUACUCAUCAUCUGGUGGAAGCUCCGGUGGAUAUUCUUCCUCUGGCGGUGGUUCGGGUGGAUACAGCAGUGCCCCAUCGUCAAGCUAUGGAGCUCCAGCUGCACCAUCCAGGCCAUCAUCUAGCUAUGGUGCCCCUUCAGUGCCAUCAAGGCCAUCAAGUAGUUAUGGUGCUCCUGCACCUUCGAAGCCAUCGUCAAGCUAUGGCGCACCUUCAGUAUCAGCCCCAUCUUCGAGUUACGGCGCUCCGUCUGCACCAGCUCCCUCAUCUAGUUAUGGUGCCCCAACUGUAAAUAUUCCAUCAACAAGCUAUGGAGCCCCAUCAGCUGGAGGAGGUUCAGGUGGCGGUGGAUACUCUUCAGGUGGCUCAGGAGGUGGCGGUGGAUACUCUUCCGGCGGAUCUGGUGGUGGUGGAUACUCUUCAGGUGGAUCAGGAGGAUACUCAUCUGGCGGAUCUGGUGGCGGCGGAUACUCUUCAGGUGGAUCAGGAGGAUACUCAUCUGGCGGCGGCGGAUCUGGUGGCGGCGGAUAUUCUUCAGGUGGCUCAGGAGGCUACUCAUCUGGCGGUUCCGGUGGUGGUGGUGGCGGUGGAUAUCCAUCAGCAUCCCAACCAUCAUCCAGCUAUGGUGCACCUUCUUCAGGAGGCUCAGGGGGAUACCCAUCAGCUUCAGCACCGGCACCAGCACCAUCAUCGAGCUACGGAGCCCCUGCUGCACCAUCAAGACCUUCAUCAAGCUAUGGCGCUCCAACCGGACCAGCCCCAUCAUCAAGCUACGGAGCACCAUCCGCACCUUCACCAAGCUAUGGAGCUCCAUCUGCUCCAGCACCACCAUCCUCCAGCUAUGGUGCACCAUCAGCACCCUCAUCAAGCUAUGGAGCCCCCGCAUCUGGUCCCGUGCCUUCAUCUUCAUACGGAGCUCCUUCAGGUCCCUCACCACCAUCAUCAAGCUACGGAGCUCCUGCUUCCGGUCCAGCACCAGGAUAUUCUUCCGGCUCAUCUAGUUACGAUGCCCCACAAGGACCAAGUGGUGGUGGUGGCUACAGUUCUGGCGCCGUCGGCCCAUCUGCCCCAUCGUCCAGCUAUGGUGCCCCCACAAAUGGCGGAUCUGGUGGUGUUCCUUCAGGUUCAUAUGGUGCUCCCAGUUCUGUCCCCGAAACAAUUCCCCAAAACUACUCCCCUGAUGGUGGCUACAAAUACCGAAAGUAGACCAUUACCCGGAAGGUGGUGAGAACUUUCACCAAAUUCACCAUACAAGUGCCUUAUAUCAAAAACCUUUGAACGAAACCUCCGUUAUGCGUUAUGUGUUUAAAUUAAAUUCUCUCUAAACUCUCUUCGAGAGUUAAGUGCUCUUACUCUAUCAUCAAUCACCUUCAGUAUUUAAACGAUAAACUGAUAAACGAACAUACUCUCUUAAAUAAGUCGAUAAACGAUACGAUCAUUUCUCUUAAAAUGUUAAAUUUACAACAAAACAUAAUGUUUUGUUAGAAUGUAAGAUUUAAUUUUUAAAAAAGAGUUCUUCAUCUCUGUUUUCUCAUUUUAUUAUUAUUAAGUUUUCUUUUAUAUAUAUUUUUGUUUUGCUUUAGUUUUUUAUUUACUCUUGUAUAAAAGUUUUGUAGAAAAUUAAAAAUUAUUAUUAUUUAAGCUGCCAACUGCCAAUGAAUAAAACCACAAGUGUGUAAAAUACUUAUUUGUUUGUAUUUAAAUAAAUCAAGAAAUAUGAGAUAUCAUUUAAGCCAA